CGCGGAUGUUGCGCUCUACCCAGCGCUCCUUUCUCCCGUCUCCGGUUCUGCAUCACUCUGGAUCUCUCUGGAUCUGAGCGGGUCUCCCGUGGAUCUCUCUGGAUCUGAGCGGAUCUCCCGUGGAUCUCUCUGGAUGUGACCGCGCGAGGCUCCUGCUGACCUCCAGCCCACGAUCAUGCUUUACUUCCAGCUGGUGAUCAUGGCAGGCACCGUCAUGCUGGCGUACUACUUCGAGUACACGGACACUUUCACCGUCCACGUUCAGGGCUUCUUCUGCUACGACAACGCGUACACCAAGCCCUACCUGGGGCCCGAGGAGGCGAGCGCCGUGCCCCCUGUCCUGCUCUACACUGUGGUGGCCGGUGUGCCCUCGCUGCUGAUCACAGCCACAGAGUCUGUGCUGUUCCUGCUGCAGUACAUCUCGGAGGAUCUGGAUAACAGAGAGAAGAUCAUAGUGAUGGGGGACUGCUGUUACCUUAACCCUCUGGUGCGGAGGACCUUUCGCUUCCUUGGUGUGUAUGCGUUUGGCCUCUUUGCCACUGACAUCUUUGUAAAUGCGGGUCAGGUGGUGACGGGGAAUCUGUCCCCUUAUUUCCUGACUGUCUGUAAGCCCAACUACACGGCUCUGGGAUGCCAGAAUGGGGUUCGCUUCAUCAGCCAACAGGAAGCAUGCACGGGGAACGGUGAUGACAUCCUGCAUGCCCGCAAAUCCUUCCCCUCCAAAGAAGCCGCACUCAGCGUCUACGCUGCCCUUUACGUCGCUAUGUACAUCACAUGCACGGUGAAGGCCAAAGGCACGCGGCUGGCCAAGCCUGUGCUGUCCCUUGGGCUCAUGUGUCUGGCCUUUCUAACGGGGAUUAACCGCGUGGUGGAGUACCGAAACCACUGGUCUGACGUCAUUGCUGGCUUCAUCAUUGGCGGAGCCAUCGCAGUCUUUAUGGUGGUCUGCGUGGUGAAGAACUUCAAAGGGAAGCCGCUGCUGGGUGAGAUUCCACCGGAGGAAAGCGUUUCCAGCGUUCCCAUGCUCGGCCAGCCCAGGAUGGAGCACACCAUGGAGAAAUACAUAUCCUCACAGAGUCCCAUCACCUACGCUGAGGUCACAUGACAGUGAAGAAGCAAGCGAGUCCCCAGUCCUGUGGAAAACGUUGCUGCUCUCCUUGGUGACCAAUGACUUUCAGUGCAAAAUGAAUUUGAUGGAUUUUUUUUCCAUGAAUUGGCUUGUUUUGCUUUGCCCUGCACCUUAGUGUAGAUACCGUUUCCCUUGUGUUGUUCUUUUUACCAAAUGUAGUGCAUAUUCCUAUUUUUAUAACAAUCAAAAGAUCACAGUUUGCAUCUGUGUCCUUUAAAUAUGCAGGGUCAGGAACUAAUGUUGCAACGCAACAGCGUAGUGCAAUUUUGCUCUUUAACUGUAUUUUUAAUUCAUUAGACUGUGUAUGAUUUAUUAGUCACAGUAAUGAAUGAUGAUGAAAUUGGCUUUGUAUUUGAAUUUCCCGUUCCACCUUAAAUGGUGCAGUAGUUACAUUCUGACACUUAACAUUUAAGGUGGAGCAGAAAACGAAAAAGUCUGUUUUUGCUUUUUUCUGAUUGGUCCAUUAAUUAACUUCUGUUGUCUACAAACUGAACCACUGUGUGAACAAUACAUAAAUUCUUGAAAAGAUGGUUCUUCAGGGGUUCUUUAGCAAAGAAAAUGGUUUUAUAUAGA
Messenger RNA from Pygocentrus nattereri (red-bellied piranha), 1702 nucleotides. It is a transcript of the gene plppr5a, whose product is annotated as phospholipid phosphatase related 5a. The coding region runs from base 176 to 1105 and encodes 309 amino acids. The record is from RefSeq and is a predicted model, not a curated record. The transcript has 6 exons. Lineage: Eukaryota; Metazoa; Chordata; Actinopteri; Characiformes; Serrasalmidae. Gene Ontology annotation, biological process: phospholipid dephosphorylation; signal transduction; phospholipid metabolic process. Gene Ontology annotation, molecular function: phosphatidate phosphatase activity.